Molecule: messenger RNA, 860 nt
Organism: Dissoconium aciculare CBS 342.82
Lineage: Eukaryota; Fungi; Ascomycota; Dothideomycetes; Mycosphaerellales; Dissoconiaceae
Exons: 1
Coding region: 64-615 (183 amino acids)
Source: RefSeq, a predicted model, not a curated record
GAGUAUAAGAAUUUGACUGCUAUAACCCGUGUUUCCACAGGACUUAAUCAGGCCUGGAACACUAUGUUAUACGGCGAGAACACCUGGCUUCUGGACCUCUCCACGCCCGUUCAUCGCUAUCCCGAGAUUGAGAUCGAUGAGGCGUGGAACAAGACGCACCACAUCUACGACCCAGGUGCGGACAACACACCUCAGAAUCCGGACCCUCCGACUGGUUUCACUGCUGCGUGGCCGAGCGUGGAGUACUCCAACAGCCUAGAUGCAGCAGCAUGGCCGCUGACUCACCGUACCGCAAGGUUUGCGCGAGACCUAGUUAUAUCGGAGGCAAUAGACGGACGAAUCGAUUAUUGUGGUCUACCAUUGCCUGAUUACGAGUCUGAGCAUGCACUCGCGCUCGAAACACGGGUGAAUAUCGUGAUGGAUGCAUUCAUAGGCGCACAAGACAGCAGCGAUGGCCAGGGUCUGGCACCACAUUCCCUUCGUCGGCUUCUAGUCCAAAUCGCCGACAGCUCGCAGGGGCCUCAAUGGCUCCUAGGACACCAACCUAAUGAGGUUAUUUGGGAUCAUGCUCAGUCGACUGACCGACGCCUCCGGCUGUCUGUGGCUCUCGAAUAGAAAUACUCAGAUGAUCCACAGUUUCAUCCGUCAGCGAACAGCUUAUGGGAUGCAUUUCGUCGAUUGAAACAUGUUGACAAAGUUGAAGUAGCUGGUGCAAUAUCUGCUGAGAUGGCGCAAGAGCUGAUCUCAAGUCUGACAGACUCGAAGACUGAGGGGUUUGAGACUUGAAAAGAUAUUGAUCAACACUUCUCGUAUCCUGUGUGCCGCGUGCACAGGGUACACUUAUCUGUUGGAGUGGCCGG